Macrobrachium nipponense is the source of this 1407-nucleotide messenger RNA. RefSeq lists its product as uncharacterized. The record is from RefSeq and is a predicted model, not a curated record. Lineage: Eukaryota; Metazoa; Arthropoda; Malacostraca; Decapoda; Palaemonidae.
ACUCAGUCGGUGUAUAUAUAGGCGGCCGGAGCCGAUGGAGUGGUACAGUUUUGUCGCGGAGCUCAACAAUGAGGACAUUCGUGGUAGUCUCAUGCCUGGUGGCUGCGGCCGUGGCCCAGUUCUCCCAAUCCCAGCCACUGAGGGAGGUCCAACACUUCCAGGCAAUCAGUCAACCCCACCUCCCCCAGGACACCAACGUGCUUCAUGCCACACAGCAAUUCCUCAACAAGUUUGCUGAGUUGAAGGCUCUGGCUGACGCCGCCCCAGAUCCAACCCCCGCCCAGUCCCAGCAGUUCGCUCCCCAGCAACAGUUCGCAUCCUCUCCCCACCGCUUCGCCCCCCAGCAGCCUUCCCAGCCACCACCACCCCACCCCGCCAACCAGGAGUUCGACGUCACUGCCGAAAUCGGAGGCCUCCUCGCCCGCCACCACGCCGCUAACCCCACCCCAGCCCCACCCCCACAGCAGCCCCGACGUGCCCCAGUUCAGCAGCACGCCCCAGUCCAGCAACGCGCCCCUUCUUUCCCCACCUUCAACGUCCAGAACAGUUUCGCCCCCCAACCACAGGCUCAGCCACAACCCCAGUUCGUGCAGGCUAGCGCUCAGCCAGUGGACCCCAACGUCCCCACCCACAACGCCCACGGUCAGCUGAUCAACCCCAAGAGGUUCCCAGGACCUCUGGCUCACACCGUACCAGCUGGUGUUGCCGGCAGGGUAGAGCCAACUGCCUUCACUCCCGAAGUGUCUGCUGCUCAUCGCGCCCUCGCCAGCGCCCACGCCAACAUCCUGCAGCUGCAGGCAGCUCAACCCCGCGUUCAGUAAACUGUAGCAGAGUUACAUUCAAGAGUGGCAGCAGCCCUCCUCACUGACAGCCAUAGUAGUAACCGGAUGCCCAGAUGUCGUUCUCGAAGUCCAAAACAAGACUUGGGAUCACAGAGCAGGCAUCUUCACAGUGAAGUCCUGUUCUCGAAGUCCGAGACCCGAUCUUCAGACCAACUGUGAAGUCGUCUGUUUUUUUUGUUUUUUUCCACGAGUGACCCUUUUGGGCCGAAGAGAACCACCCCUAGGCAUUCGACCGAAUGUCAAGCUAUAGUCGUAGAUCUUCAGGAUUUUCUAGUCGAAAGAAACGUUUCCUGACUCCGCCAUCAACUCCCCCCGGAAGUGACUGACGCCCAUCGUGUAUAAAGCUUAUGCAAAUAACUCCUUUCUCCUCUCUUUUCUGAAUGCAAUAUGAAGUAUUUAUAAAUAUUUUUUAUAAAAAAAAAAUGGUGAAUGUUUGCAUGAAUAAUAUCUCAUUAUCUCAUCUUUUUAUUUCUCGCCUCCUGAAGGCGAUGAGAUUACGUAAAAUUGUAAAUAUAAAAUAUUAAAAUAUGAAGUAAAUAAUUUUAUAUUCAUUAAGGAUAAAAAA